Sphenostylis stenocarpa is the source of this 3582-nucleotide messenger RNA. The record is from the annotation of a GenBank genome assembly. NCBI's taxonomy places the organism in Eukaryota, Viridiplantae, Streptophyta, Magnoliopsida, Fabales, Fabaceae.
AUGGCGAACGAACUAUUAGCUCGUGCCUCACUUCCCCCAACAUCGGAGUUACUUUCUCGGACCAUAUUUGCUGUAUAUGACGCUGUCAAAGCAGCCAAUGAAGUUGUCAUUCACAAGGAAAAUUUCAAGAGAUUCUCUAUUCACCUGGAGAAUGUUUCGGUUAUAUUGAAGUCUUUGUCGAAGGAAGACAUAAACAAUGCCGGGAGCUUGCAAAAGACUAUGGCUGGUCUCAACCGAGAGGUUGAAGUUGCUAAGCAGCUUUCUAUUGAGUGCAACAUCAGAAGUAAGGUUUAUCUUUUAAUCAAUUCAAGAAAGAUCAUUACACACUUGAAUUGUUGUACCAAGGAUAUAGGCCGCGCGAUAAGCCUUAUUAUCCUCUCGGUCUCUUUAGACGUUAACUCUGGUUUAAAUAAAAGGGUAAGUGAGUUGUGCCAGAAAAUGUUAGAUGCUGAGUAUCAAACAGCUGCAACAGAUGAGGAGAUUUUAAACAAAGUUGAGAUAGCAAUACAAGAGGGAAAUGUUGAUCGGUCGUAUGCGAAUCAGUUGCUAACUGGCAUUGCACAUGCCAUUGGGGUCCCCAUGGAGCAUGGUGUUUUGAAGAGAGAAUUUGAAGAUCUGAAAAAUGAAAUGGAAAAUGCCAAGUCAAGGAUGGACGGCGCAGAAGCUCUACACAUGGAACAGAUUGUUGCGGUGCUUGGAAAAGCAGAUUUUAUAUCUUCAGCACAAGAGAAGGAAACUAAGUAUUUUGAGAAGAGAAAUUCCUUGGGAGAGAGACCGUUGACAGCUCUACAUUCUUUUCACUGCCCAAUCUCUCAUGAAAUUAUGGUGGACCCUGUGGAGACUUCCUCUGGGAAGACAUUUGAGAGAAGUGCAAUAGAGAAAUGGUUUGCUGAAGGGAACAAUCUCUGUCCUAUGACCAGGUUGCCUCUGGAUACUAAAAUCCUAAGGCCAAAUAAAACUCUUAGAAUGUCUAUUCAAGAAUGGAAGGAUAGGAACACUAUGAUUACCAUUUCUACCAUCAAAUCCGAACUUGAAACAAAUGAUGAAGAGGGAGUGGUUCAAUCCUUAGACAAAUUAUAUGACCUAUGCGUAGAAAGAGAGGUACACCGAGAAUGGUUAAAAAUGGAGAAUUGCAUAACUGUUCUUAUUGGACUUCUUAGUUAUAAAAAUCGUGAAAUAAGGAGGCGUGUCCUACUCAUUCUGUCUAUGCUUGCAAUGGAUAAUGAAGAGAACAAGGAAGAUAUUGUUGAAGUGGAUAAUGCACUUGGAUUGAUUGUUCGCUCACUUUCACGUCAAGUUGAGGAGCGCAAGUUGGCAUUGGAGUUGCUGUUGGAUUUAUCUAAAAGUAAAAUGGUGUGCAGUCUCAUAGGAAACAUUCAAGGAAGCAUACUUCUGCUGGUAACAAUGUUAAAUAGUGAUGAUGUUGAAGCAGCCAAAAAAGCACAUGAGCUGCUGGAGAAUCUCUCUUUCCUUGAUCAGAAUGUUGUAGAGAUGGCAAAGACAAAUUAUCUUAAGCCUUUACUACAGAAACUUUGUACAGGACCAGAAAAUAUGAAAAGAGUCAUGACUGAAACUUUGUCAGAAAUUUCAUUAACGGACCAAAAUAAAUUGUCCUUGGUCAAAGAUGGGGCAUUGCAACCUCUUCUUCAGCUACUCUUAAAUGAUGAUGUGGAAAUCAAGAAAGUGUCUGCCAAAGCUCUGCUACAGCUCUCAAACUUGCCAGAGAAUGGCCUGCAGAUGAUUAAGGAAGGUGUUGCUCAACCACUGUUGGAACUACUAUACUGUCACUGUUUACAGUCACCUACUCUGCUUGAACAGGUUGUUACCACGAUAAUGCAUCUUGCCAAGUCAACAACUCACCAACAAGCUGAAGCAGAUCAGAUUUCAUUCUUAGAUUCUGAGGAAGACAUAUACAAAUUCUUUUCUCUAAUUUCUUUGACGGCACCUGAGAUACAAAACAGGAUUCUCCAAGCUUUCCAGGCAUUGUGUCAAUCUUUCUAUGGCUUCCGCAUCAGAAAGAGGUUGAGACAGAUAUCAGCAGCUAAAUUAUUGAUAAACUUAUUGGAGAUUAAUACUCAAAAAAGGGUCGAUGCCUUGAAGCUUUUCUAUUGCUUGACAGAAGACGAUGAUCAUGGCAACAUCUCAUCACAUAUAACUGAAAGUUUCAUUAAAGUUUUGCUUAACAUCAUUAAUGUUUCUGAUGACGCAGAAGAGAUAAUCACUACUAUGGGUAUCAUCGGUAAACUACCACAGGAGUCUCAAAUGACCCAGUGGCUUCUAGAUUCUGGGGUACUUAAAACUAUUUUGACUUGUCUUACAGAUCAACAUAAGCAUGCCUCACACAAAAUCGUAGAGAAUUCUGUUCAAGCUCUUUGUCGUUUCACUGUCUCAGCAAAUCUGGAGUGGCAGAAGAGUGUGGCUUUAGAAGGCCUAAUCCCAGUGCUGGUGCAAUUACUGCUUUCUGGAUCACCCUUUACAAAACAAAAUGCAGCUAUUUCAAUCAAGCAGUUUUCAGAAAGUUCAUAUCGCUUGAGCGAGCCGAUAAAGAAGCCGGGUAUUUUCAAAUGCUGCUUUGGAGGCCAGGAAACUGGUUGUCCAGCACACUUGGGCACCUGCUCAGUCGAGUCUUCAUUCUGCAUUUUGCAAGCUAAUGCCUUGGAGCCCCUUGUGCGCUUGCUUCCUGAGCCAAAUGUUGCAACCUGCGAAGCUUCCUUAGAUGCGAUACUAACUUUGGUUGAUAGUGAAGCACCACAGAGUGGAAGUAAGGUACUUGCAAAUUCAAAUGCUAUUGCACAAAUGAUACAAUUACUGAAUGUUCAGGCUCCCAGGUUGCAGGAAAAAAUUCUAACAGCUUUAGAACGAAUUUUUCAACUAGAUGAAGUGAGAAAUAAGUACAAAAUUGUGGCUACAAUGCCCUUGGUAGCCAUAACUCAGGGGAAAGAUAGCCGUUUGAAAAGUCUUGCUGCCAGAGGCCUUGCUCAAUUGGGUGUACUUGAUAAACAAUCUAUAUGUAGUCCUGUUUUGCAGAGUCAUUGUUGUGAAGAAAGAUUUUCAGGCGAAGAUGUGUCUGCACAGAACCAAGUGAAGGCGUCUGUUCAACGAAAAAUACGGCAAAGUAUUGCAGAAGAGUAUCCAGGCCUUGAACCUGUUUUGGAUGAUAUACUUCCCAAGAAGUCCCCUCUUAUAGUUGCUAAAUGUCAGAACCAUCUCAACCUGGUUCUUGUGAAUAACGUGCCUUUGUUUUUCAGUGUCCGUGAUGGACCAUACAUGCCUACCUUGCGACUUCUACAUCAAUAUCCAAAUAUAAUGAAGAAGUUACAAGUUGACCGUGGUGCAAUUAGAUUUGUCUUGGCGGGUGCAAACAUAAUGUGUCCCGGUCUUACAUCUCCUGGGGGUGUCUUGGAUGAGGAUGUAGGAGCAGAAUGUCCUGUGGCAAUCAUGGCUGAAGGAAAACAACAUGCUCUUGCGAUUGGCUUUACAAAAAUGUCAGCAAAAGACAUAAAAGCAAUCAACAAGGGAAUUGGGGUUGACAACUUGCAUUAUCUCAAUGAUGGUCUUUGGAAGAUGGAGCGACUUGAUUAA